Spinacia oleracea (spinach) is the source of this 1760-nucleotide messenger RNA. RefSeq names its product serine/threonine/tyrosine-protein kinase HT1. Gene Ontology annotation, molecular function: ATP binding; protein serine/threonine kinase activity. Gene Ontology annotation, biological process: protein phosphorylation. The record is from RefSeq and is a predicted model, not a curated record. NCBI's taxonomy places the organism in Eukaryota, Viridiplantae, Streptophyta, Magnoliopsida, Caryophyllales, Amaranthaceae. Bases 423 to 1583 code for a protein of 386 amino acids. The transcript has 3 exons.
GAUCUUCGCACGUUAUGAUUACCAGUCAUCUCCCCUCUUAACUUAACAUAACACCUUCCCAAUUUUAAACACUAAAUUUAUACUCUCUCUUACUUCAAACCGCCAUUAACUCCUCCCCCCACACCUCUUCUCCACCAGUCACCACCUCCCCCCGCCCACCUUUUCUCUCUCCAAAACCCUAAUUUCAACUUCCUUAAACCUCCGUUUUCUCACUCCUCCCGCCAUUACCAACACCUCUUUUACGACGCCGUUUUCCGAUUUUUCUCAAUUUGGAAAUAUUGAUUUUUCAUGAACAAAAUCAUUUUUAAAAUGUAGGAUCCUGAUUUAUUUCCGAAAAAACUUGAUUUAGUUUCAUUUAUUCAUUUCAUUUAUAAACACACAGCAAGUAGGACAAAAAUAAUUUAUUUAUUUUUAAAAAAUCAAUGAAGAAUUUGAGGUGGUUGAAGCAAUUUUCAACCGGCACUACCGAAACCGGAAACGGAAACGGGAAAGGAGACGAAACGCCGUCGUCAGUGGACGGGAAAAGGAGGAGGAAGUUGAAGAGGAAGAUAUCAUUAGGAGAGUACAAAAGAGCAGUGUCAUGGUCAAAGUAUUUGGUAUCAUCAGGAGCAGAAAUUAAAGGAGAAGGAGAAGAGAAAUGGAGUGCAGAUAUGUCACAGUUAUUUAUUGGGAAUAAAUUUGCAUCAGGAAGACAUAGUAGGAUUUACAGAGGGAUUUAUAAACAAACUGAUGUUGCUAUUAAACUUGUUAGUCAACCUGAAGAAGACCUUGAUUUGGCUACUAAGAUUGAACAUGAAUUUGCUUCUGAAGUUGCUCUUUUGUUUGGAUUGACUCAUCCUAAUAUUAUCACUUUUUUUGCUGCAUGUAAGAAACCACCUGUAUUCUGUAUCAUCACGGAGUACAUGGCCGGAGGAUCACUGAGAAAAUAUCUCCAUCAACAGGAGCCACAUUCAGUCCCUCACGAUCUAGUUCUGAAGUUGGCUCUAGACAUUGCUCGGGGAAUGCAAUUUCUUCAUUCUCAGGGGAUACUUCACCGUGAUUUGAAGUCUGAAAAUCUUCUUCUCGAUAAUGAAAUGUGUGUGAAAGUAGCUGAUUUCGGGAUCUCUUGCUUGGAGACUCAAAUUGGCAGUGCGAAAGGAUUCACCGGUACCUACCGAUGGAUGGCUCCGGAGAUGAUUAGAGAAAAGCACCAUACGAAGAAAGUCGACGUUUACAGUUUUGGCAUCGUGUUGUGGGAGAUCUUGACUGCAUUAGUUCCCUUCGAUGAUAUGACUCCUGAACAAGCUGCUUUUGCUGUCUGCCAGAAGAAUGCAAGACCUCAAAUGCCCACCGAGUGCCCGGCAGCAUUCAGUCGGCUUAUCAAGCGAUGCUGGUCUAACAACCCGGAUAAACGGCCACAUUUUGAGGAGAUUGUUGCGAUUUUGGAGGGUUAUUGGGAGUCCUAUAAUCGCGAUCCUGAAUUCUUUUUAUACUUUAAACCCAAUGAUCGGAAAUUAUUGCGUUGCUUACCUAAGUGUAUUAAUGCUCGCAGCAACAGUCGUAAGCCUGUUUUGUCGAUGAUUAAGGGUAGUAUUAGUAUAUAAGCUCUUUUGAAAUCGUGAAUAUACAUAAUAUAUGGAUGUCUAAUUGUAUAAUGUUCUAGCAAAUCAUCCCAGAUGAUUCAUGUUGCAUGAAGUUGUUUUGUAAUCGUAACUAUUAAGGGCCAAAAUGGCUCAAUUCCAAAAUUUUACCACAUUUAAUUAGCUCACAAAUUUGUUUCA